This is a messenger RNA of Ramularia collo-cygni, 1044 nucleotides long. RefSeq lists its product as uncharacterized. The transcript is spliced from 4 exons. Lineage: Eukaryota; Fungi; Ascomycota; Dothideomycetes; Mycosphaerellales; Mycosphaerellaceae. The record is from RefSeq and is a predicted model, not a curated record. The coding region runs from base 1 to 1044 and encodes 347 amino acids.
AUGCUCUCCAAAUGGUUGGCGGUAUUGCCAGCAACCGCAGCCUUCGUUAUCCAGAGUUCACCUGGUACUCAUUUUGACACUUCUACGCCUGCAAAUUGCACUGUCUGGGCUACCACACAGCCUGGCGAUACAUGCAACGGAAUCGAAUGGUACUUCAACAUCACACAGACGGAAUUUGCAUCAUGGAACCCAUCUUUGAAAAACGAUUGCUCUGGACUUUCAUUGAAUAACUACUCUUACUGUGCUCAAAUCAAGCAACCACCGAGCUCAGACGACUACACCUACACUUUACCCAACCCGACUUCCACCGCGACAGAUUCGGAGGAUGCAUAUUCUCCCGUCCAGACAGGAAUCUCUUCCAACUGCGACUCUUAUUUCUAUGUGGCGAAGAACGAGACCUGCCAGGGAAUCGUUGACUAUUACGAUGGACUUUUCAGCCUGGAAGACUUUUACAGCUGGAACCCUGCUGUUCAAAAAGACUGCAGCCAGCUCUUCGCUGGUUAUUUUGUUUGCGUUGGAUUGACGAGCUCUCCGACGCAACUACCAGCGACAAAUACUGCAUCUCCCACGGCUACCGGACCAUCCCCAGAGCAGACUGGCCUUACUUCAGACUGCGACGACUUCUACCUGGUGCAGUCCGGCGAUACCUGUCAAGCGAUCUCCGACAAGAAUGGAAUCAAACUACAAGAUUUCUACACCUGGAACCCCGCCGUGGAGUCCGAUUGUUCCCAUCUAUACCUUGGGUACUACGUGUGCGUCGGGGUGCCUGGUUACGUCUAUGCUACAACAACGACGUCCGCGGUCACUUCCAAGCCGACAACCACAGGAAAUGCAGCUCCCUCUCCUACUCAAAGCGGCAUAGCAGCCAAUUGUAAUCACUACUAUCAAGCUGUCUCCGGAGACUCUUGCUACGCCAUCGCUACCCAGAACGGAACAUUCUCGGUGGCUCAAUUUGAGCAGUGGAACCCGGCUGUGGGUUCUGACUGCUCCAUGUUAUGGGCGACUUACUACUACUGCACUGGUGUCUCUGGCAGCAGCAAGUGA